UUCUUCUCUUCUCUUUCCCCCCUCCCUUCUCCCUGGGAUAUGCGUCUGCCUCGCGCAUCCCCUCGCGCGCAAUUCUCAUGUCUCGCCUCAAAUAACCCCCGUCUGUCUGGUUUCCGCCCCCUCGACUGCCUCGACCAUGUCGACGUGGACAAAUUCCGCGAACGAUGCAUGCUGCCCGAAUUUCCCAUCGUCCUCCCCCGCGGUCAUUUCGAUGCCUUUCCGGCCCGACAGCGAUGGUUCCGAUCAUCUCCAUCGCAGCUCAACACGGAGUACCUGCAACAGCACGGCGCCGAUGCCUUUGUCCCGCUAGAACUCACCCAGUCGCUGUCCGAGCCGAGUGGCCAGCCAGGGCCCCCGAGAAGCGAGGAGGUGGGCUUUCGGAAAUUCCACGCUCCUCUAGGCCUCUUCCUGGAAUGGAUGCGUGCGGCAGAAACCCAAUCUCCAACGACGCGCCUCUAUCUCGCACAAUGCCAACUCCUCGAUCUGCCGCAGACCCUGCGGGAUGACUUCCCGGCCCCCCCUCUCGUGUCCCAGGCAGGCCGAGGCGACAUCUACGACACCAACCUGUGGAUCGGCCAUCCACCUACGUAUACUCCGCUCCACCGCGAUCCGAAUCCGAAUCUGUUUGUUCAGCUGGCCGGGCAGAAAGUCGUGCGACUGAUCGCGCCCGAUCAAGGCCAGGCGGUGUUUGCGUCGGUGAGACGGGAACUGGGAAGAAGCAGUGAUCAUGGCGCGGCUGCGUUUCGGGGCGAGGAGAUGAUGCAGGGUCAAGAAAGGGCCUUACUAGAGGCAGCGGUUUGGGGUACGUCGUCUGGGGGCUGCGAAGGAUACGAAGCGCACCUAGAAGCAGGCGAUGGACUGUUCAUCCCCAAGGGCUGGUGGCACAGCAUCAAGGGCGUCGGGCAGAGAGUCACUGCGUCGGUCAAUUGGUGGUUUCGAUAGCGCUAUGAUGCAUGGACUGCCGGAUGAUGGAAUAUGCACCGAUCGACCCCGUAAUCUAAGAGUAGUGGCGAAUGCUGGGCACUGUGAUCAAGGACAUGUAAUUGCAAUCAGAUCCAAUAAUUCCGACUACGGAGGCUACAAAGACCCGUGGUCUCUACUCCGG
Aspergillus steynii IBT 23096 is the source of this 1105-nucleotide messenger RNA. Its product is annotated as putative JmjC domain protein. The transcript has 2 exons. Bases 40 to 942 code for a protein of 300 amino acids. The record is from RefSeq and is a predicted model, not a curated record. Lineage: Eukaryota; Fungi; Ascomycota; Eurotiomycetes; Eurotiales; Aspergillaceae. Gene Ontology annotation, molecular function: 2-oxoglutarate-dependent dioxygenase activity.